This is a messenger RNA of Pieris macdunnoughi, 414 nucleotides long. Lineage: Eukaryota; Metazoa; Arthropoda; Insecta; Lepidoptera; Pieridae. The record is from the annotation of a GenBank genome assembly.
AUGGAUGAGUUUUUGGAGCAAGAGUAUGUGUUAGUGGAUAGUGAAAAUUUUGAGGAUUACCUUAUUUUUUUGGGUAUAAGUUACAUAGCGCGCAAGGCGGCGUUAUCUCUGCGGCCGCGUCAGCUGUUAACAAAAGACAAUGAGGGUAGAUACACGUUAAGCUUCAAAUCAAAGUUAGUCAACUCAACCGUGUCGUUCGUUCCAGGGCAGGAGUUUGAUGAAGUUAAACCUGAUGGAGUCAAGGUGAGAGCAUCAAUAGAAUUCGAAGGGAAUAAAUUAAUUCACACACAAACGGAAGCUAACGGCAGAACCGCUCAUCACAUCCGGCAGUUUUUUGCUGAUAAAAUGAUUAUGACAACCACGGCGAAUGGUUUCGAUAAAACAGCAGUCCGAUACUUUGAGUUGGUUAAAUGA